GGGCGCUGUGGGGCAGCCGGUACCGGGAGGGGGGUUCCCGGUGGCACCGGGACCGGGACGGACCCUCCGCCUCCGGCUCAUCGCCCCCGGCACCGGCCCGCGGAUCGCGGCACCGGCACCGCUUCCCGCCCCGGCACCGGGACCAGCCCGCCUCCCCCGGCGGCACCGGGGCUGCUCGUCCUUCUCCAGCACCGGGACCGACCCUUCCCCGCCUCACCGCGACCUCCGGUCUGGCCCCAAGUACCGGCGCUGCGGGGGCGGGGGAGCCGCGGGGGGGCGGGCGGGGGUCGCGGCAGCCCCAGCCCCCGCAGCGGCGCUGCCUGGCGUGGGAGGGCGAGCAGCGCUUGGGGCGAGCCGGGGGGUCCCGCACCACGCAGACGGCGGGGUCUCGGGGGACGGGGUGCGGGCGCUGGCUCGGUAGGGACCACCGGUCCCGCCACCCCAGGAAUGCAGAGCCCGUGGUCACCCGUGGGGACCCUCCCCACGGAGGGCAGCGCGGGGAGGCGAUGGGGGUCUGAGCUGCGUCGCUUCGUGGGGUGCGGGGGGGUCCCGGAGGAGGAGGAGGCAGCAGCCCGGCAUGUGGCAAGGUAAGGGCUUUGAAGGUGAACCACAGGCAGCCGGCUCCUUGGCAGGCUCUGGGAGAGGAUGAGCUGCAUGCGGCUUCCUUCUCCUUCCAAAAAAACAAGCACCACAAGUCUCUUCUUCUUUAGUUUUAUCCGAUGACCCUUGGAUGAGUCCUCAUCCAGCGGGCUCGCGUGGAAAUUGCACCUUCCUUGGCGCAAGAGCAAAAAUGCCGGUGCCCUUUGGGCAGAAGCCGGGGACCGUUCCAAGGAGCCAGCCCUGCUGCCGGAGCCCCGCGGCCCGCAGCAAAGCGCUUGGGUGGGUCCCUGCUCCCUAAUCCCAACGGACGCGUCCGUCAGCCAGGGGCUCACCCCAGGGCUGGGCCCAGCGUGGAAACCCCUGCGUGGGGCCAGCGUUAGCGGCGCUCCUGCCCGCUGGAUGCUGCUGGUUUGAAUUAGGUCAGGCUUUCAUCUCGGGCAGGCUGAGCUCCCCGCUCCAGCCCCAGGGAUUGAUGAUUCGUGGCAGGCACCCGGGCAGGGGGAGGAAGGAGCUCUUGCUGCAGGGCCGUGGGGUGGCGGGGAGCCCAGGACGCGCCGUGUUGCCGUGUGGAGAACGGGUGACGCGCUGUCUUGAAAGCACCUUCCUUACGACCCACCGAAAUCAGACGAGUGGGGCGUCAGGAAAGUCUCCAAACAGAUUCAAAGGACAUGUACACCUUUGGGGCACAGAUUUUCAGCCAGUGGAAGGAGCCACAGUGGCCACUGGGAUGCUGUGUCUCAGCAGCAUCAUCCUACCUGGACAUCUGCUGCUAACCAGAAAGCUUUUUCAGAAGGUGAAGCUGUGCCUGUGCUAAUGAGAGAGACGGGUGAACCCACCCUCCAGGGCUGUGUCCUGGUGAAACCAGGGCCGAGAGCUCUCCUGUGAGCUGCAAGGGCCACACCACGAGGGAUGCAAAGGUCUCGGGAUGGCCCAGGCUGCCUUUGCUCUGUGACGACCGCCUGGAGUUAGUAGCUGCUCUCAGCACCAGCAGCAGGCUCUGUUAAGGGAGGUAUGGGAGCCAGGCAGAGGAUGGGGAUGGCUGAGACGCAGGGGCAAAGCAAAGUCCGUAGCGGUGGAAAGGCUGAGCUCAACCCUGGGACAGCUCAGGGCAGCGGGGAGGCUUUGGGAGUGGGUCCCUGGGGGACCAGACUGGGUGCUGGGGCUGGCUGGCUCUGAACAUCCCAGCAGGCGCAGCCGCCCUGGAGCUGUUUGUGCAGUGCCAAAGCCUUCCCAGCUCCUUGCUCCUCCAGCAGUGUGAAACCCACUCCAGUAUCCACCAGUAAACCCCCAGAGAAGGAGCGAUGUGAUGCGGAAGCGGGAGCAGAAGAUGGAGCUGGGAUCCAGCGCUGCCCUACCCAUUGCCCAAAGUUACGUCUUGAGGUUGCAGCGAGACUUUCUUCGAAGCCCCACGCUCCUUAAUCGCCGGAUAAUGCAGAGAACUCUCCAGUUACAGCGCUAAUAACCACAGCAAUUUGACUUCUGUAGCGGUAUAUUGUGGAGAUAAUUAGAUGAGGGAUUCCCAGCUCGUUUGGCUGCGUGACGGAAGCUUCCUCUGCGCGCAGGCAGAGCUCUGCCACCGUCCCUGCCAGCAGCCCUGAUGGGGCAGACCCCAGCGUAGGGGAAUUUUCUCUGUCUGAGCUGUUUGUAGGUAUUGUACCCUGGGGUGAGCUAACGGGCACACCGUGCCGUGCCGUGACAUGGGGGCUCCUGCUGCCCCAAAGACACCGGGCCGUUCCAGGCUGCAGCUUGUCUCUGUGUCAGGUCAAGUCCAAGCCCUGAAUCUGAACCAGAGCUGAGAGCAAGGAGCGGAAAUUCGUAGCCUCGGUCCAGUGGAAAGGCUUGCGGAUGUUUAUGGCUUCGGUGUUUUGAAGAGUGGGGAGGGGGCUCGGCAGUCAUCAGGGAUCCUGUGUCCCUGCCCAGCUGGAGCACUUGCGGCUCUCGAGGCUCUGCAGAGAUGUGACUGACCUUCCCAGGCUGCCUGUCCCAAGCACCAAGUCUGGACCUGCUGCUGUCCCCAAGUGUCCAUCACCCAGCCGUGCCCACCCAGCUACCCCCGGCAUUUGAUGAAAAUGCCUGCAAGGACCUCCCUAUUCAAUUUAUCCUAUAAAGAGCAAAGAGAAUCCCCCCACCCUGCGCACCCCCGGGGUCACAGGCUGGGGACAAGCUCUGGGCUGGAAGGUGGGUUAGCGCUGACACCAAGGAGCACCUCUGGACUCGAUAUUUGCUCUCUGAACCCUGAGCCAGCAGCAAAGCCCUCACUGGGGCUGCUCCGUGUGGACCCUCCAUCUCAGGGUGCUGGUGGUCCAGCCAUGGCACCCAGCGGGGUCCAUCCCCGGUGCUCCCCACCCUCCCGGCCACCCACGCUCCCCAGAAGUGGCUGCGUUUCAGCAGCGUAUCUAUAGCCCCCGCUGUACUCGACGUCCCUGCCAGAUGAAAACUCCCAUACAAACCCAGGCUAUUAUUAUCUCCGUCUUCCACUGUGCUAAUGGUCUCUCAGGAAACAGUCUUCUUUUUUUUCUUUUCUUUUUUUUUUUUUUUUUUUAGCUUUUAAAGCCCACGAAUACCGGAGCGGUGCUAACGAAAAGCCAGGCACGGCGGAGCGGAGCACCGAGCCCUCGCCAAGCGCAGGGGAGCCAGCGUCCCCCUCACCCGGCGGGGACGGGCAGGAUCAGCUGAGGACCAGCCCCAGGGCUUUCUGCAUCGGCACCGUCAGCGAUGCGAGCGAUGGCAGACCAGGCUGCGGCAGCAGCAGAUGCCUCUCCAGCCCUGGCACCGUCCCCGGGCUCGCCUCAGUGUGGGGACGCCGAUGGGCUAACGCCCCAUCCCACCGGCACCAGGGAGGACGGCGGCGGCCGGGAUGGCUGCGGGCUCAUUUUCACCGUGGAUGGGGUCACGAAACCCCCUGCCUCGCCCCAGCCCGGGGGGAUGCUCCUGGCUGACCUCCUGCGGGCCCCCCAGCCCCGGCUGAGCCCGGCCAAGUCCCACACGGCCCCAUCCUCCCCCAGUAUCUCCCCAUCAGAGAGCCGCGCUGCCCUGCUCCGGCUGCGGGAGGCCAGGCUGGAGGACACCAAGAGGCGGCUGUCGGAGGCCAUGCAGGAGCCCCUCAGCCGGCUCAGCCGGCUCAUGGCUGAGGAGAGUGGCCCCGCACCCCGGGGGAAGGCAGGCACUGGGGGGCAAGAGGUGGGGGGCCGUAGGGCUGGGGGCCGCCGGGCACGGGACUGGACCCCCUGGGAGCCCACCCUGAACUGCCGCUACGAGAUCUGCUCCUAUGGGGAUGUGAUCCAGGUGGUGGAGGUGGCACAGCAGGAUGCUGAACCCCGGCUGCCACCCCCGGAGGAGCCGCCGGCGGCACAGCCAGGGGCCGCAGUGCCGGGCAGAGCCCUCGCCUCCAUCACCCUCCUCGCCUACGGAUACUUUGUCCUGCCGCUGCCGCCCUAUGCUGCUGGCCUCUGCCUGGGGCUCAUCUGCGGGCUGGUGCUGGGCUUCCUCGCCAUCCUCCUCCUCAUGCUGAAGCCUGCACCGGCGGCACGGGGACCACGGGGCUGCCUGCGCCCCGUGCUGCUCCCAGGGGAGCCGCGGGAAAGCCACCGCCUCCAGGGCUGGAUGAACCAGCUGCACAGCUACGACCCUGAGGUUUUCCACCCCUCACUCAUGCACUCGGUGCUUGCCACGCUCGAUGGGGCCACCCUCAAGCUCUCCUACCCGAAGAGCAACAUCCCACGCCGAGCCACCUUUGAGGAGGAAAUUCUCGAUGCCACCUUCGUCAGCCACCGCUGCUAUGACCUGACCGAUGCCAAGGUCUUCCUCUGCCCCCCCAGCCUGGCCCGAAAGCGGACGUGGAACCAGAAAUACCCCAUCUGCAUCCUCCUCCCCGACCCAGUGGAGGUGGAGUGCCGGAGCAGUGAGGAGCAUGACACGGAGCUGCAGAGGGAUGAAGGGACAAAGAAGGCGCUGGUGCCAGGGCAGGAUGUCCCAGGGGACUGCAGGGAGAGGUGCCUGUACCUCUUCGGGCGGACGGGGAGGGAGAAGGAGGAGUGGUACCAGCACCUCGUGCAGGCCUCCCACAGGACACCCAGCAGCAGCCGCGGCGAAGCCAGGGCAGGUCUGGGACUGGCUCCGCGGAGCAGCAGCAGCAGCAGCGGAGGGAGUGCCGAGGACAUCCCCUCCGCUGUCCCACCCAAGGACCUGGCGGGAAGUGUCCGACAGAAGAUUUUCCUGGAUUACAGCACCUACAUGGCCCGAUUCGUGCCAGCACAGGUGGGCGGCAGCCCGGACCGGAGCCCCUCUCACGGAGCCCUGGGCAGCCCCACACCCACAAAGCUCGGCGAGGACGCGGCCAGGCGUGGCGAGGCGUGCAUGGCCUGGAUGAAUGCACUGGUGGGGCGCAUCUUCUGGGACUUCCUCCGGGAGCGAUACUGGGCUGAGCAAGUGUCCAGCAAGAUCCAGAAGAAGUUGAGCAAGAUCAAGCUCCCUUAUUUCAUGAAUGAGCUGACGCUGACGGAGCUGGACAUGGGCACAUCCAUCCCCUCAGUCCUCAGCGCUUCCAACCCCACCAUCGAUGACCGAGGGCUCUGGGUGGACAUGGAGGUCACCUACAGCGGCUCGUUGCAGAUGACGCUCGAAACAAAGAUGAACCUCUGCAAGCUGGGGAAGGAGAGCACUGCAGAGGAGAGCAGCCCAGCAGAGGCAGGCGGAGAGGGGGCCAGGCCACGGCUGAUCCUGCUGGCAGACAGCGACGCGGAGUCGUCCAGCGCCGGUUCCUCUGAUGAGGAAGACAUUGCCGCUGCAGAGCCCGCGGGAGCCCUGGGGGAGCGGGUCGCACCGCCUGGCGCCGAGGGCCACGUCAGCGGCCACAGCACGAGCCGAAAGAUCCUGCGCUUUGUGGAUAAGAUCGCCAAGUCCAAGUACUUCCAGAAGGCCACUGAAAACGAGUUCAUCAAAAAGAAGAUCGAGGAGGUUUCCAACACACCGCUGCUGCUGACAGUGGAGGUGCAGGAGCUGGCAGGCACCUUGGCCGUGAACAUACCACCACCACCAACGGACCGUGUCUGGUACAGCUUCAGAGUCCCACCCCAGCUGGAGCUGAAGGUGCGCCCGAAGCUCGGCGAGCGGGAGGUGACGUUUCUCCAUGUCACCGAGUGGAUUGAGAAGAAGCUGCAGCAUGAAUUUCAGAAAAUUUUGGUGAUGCCAAACAUGGACGAUCUCAUCAUUCCCAUCAUGCGCUCCGGCCUGGAUCCUCAGCCACCCGCCGGGGCGCUGCCCAGGGACCUGCCAGCCAAGGCAGAGAGGAGGCUCUGAAGCGCAGCCCCAUGGGCAGAGCAGAGACACUGCGCAGAGCGCAGGGACCUCGCUGGGACACGCAGCCAGCCGGGGCCUGGCCACCGGGCCGCGCCGUGGGGUCCGAGCUUCUGGGUUCGUCUCAUCCUCAGCACUUUUGUAGAUGAGCCUCCUUAAAUACUGCAAGCACACGUUCAGAGCAGAACCAGCCCCAGGGCAAGGAGUUUGCUGGAGACCCAAGAACUUCACGCACCUCCUAGGAGGUUCCCAGGACUCCUGGUCAAGGCGGCAGCUCUGGACCAGCGGAGGGCUGGGCUUCCCACUGUCUGGUUCCCAAAGAGGGUGCAGGACACCCAGGCUAGUUCUGCACUGAAGGAGUUGUGAUCACCGCUGAUCCAAGACAUCACAGCUCCAAGAGGCAUCACACCCUCCCUGCAGGCAGCUGGACUGCAAGGAAAACAUGGGUGGGAAAUGAGUCCAAAAUCUGAAUAAAUCCAUCACUGCCCAGUCUUUCCUAGCAGCCAUCUUAUUGUGCACAAGUUCCCACGUGCUGAGGAUGCCGGCCGGGACCGUGGGGCUUUGUGCAGAGAAAAAUCCACGGGUCGUACUCUCAGCUCCGCAAAAGGAGUGCCUGAGUGUGCGUGUGCGAGAGGCGGCGAGGGGAGAGAUGGUCCGUGAGACUGGGCAGAGGCAGGUCAUGGGGAGGCCCUGUGUUCCCAGCAGAAACUGGGGCAGAAGUGCUGGUACCUGCUCUGCUCUCCUCUGGAAGAGAGGAAGGAGAGUCUUCACUGUGGUUUGGGUGAAUGCAGGCAGUGGGAAAAAAUUCACUGAGCAAGGGAAAGGGAGGAUCCAGAGGACAGAGCAGACACUUGGCUGUCCCAGUUAGGCCCUGUCCAUACAGGCCAGUCCCAAGCGCUACUCGUCCCAUCCCCACCUGCUGAGGAACCUCGAGGACCCCCUGCUGCCCACAGGCAGCACCGAAUACAGCCAAGACACCCCUCCAGAAGGAAGACAGGCAGCAGGCAUGGCUUGAAGCCUCUUUAUUGAAGGUGC
Molecule: messenger RNA, 6930 nt
Organism: Phalacrocorax carbo (great cormorant)
Lineage: Eukaryota; Metazoa; Chordata; Aves; Suliformes; Phalacrocoracidae
Source: RefSeq, a predicted model, not a curated record